UGCGCUGCGGUGGUUAGUCCUCUCCCGGCCGCCGUCGCCUCCGACAUAUUGCCCGCAGGAGCUGCGGCGGCGAGCGGAGAGCGCCGCGGGAAGGAGAUGGGAGGACGAAGAGGUCCCAACAGGACAUCUUAUUGUCGAAAUCCGCUCUGUGAGCCAGGAUCUUCUGGCACCUCUAGUGGAGGCCACACUUCCAGUGCAUCAGUGACCAGCGUCCGUUCUCGAACGAGGACCAGUUCUGGAACAGGCCUCUCCAGCCCUCCGCUGGCCACCCAGACAGUGGUGCCUCUGCAGCACUGCAAGAUCCCCGAGCUGCCAGUCCAGGCCAGCAUUCUGUUUGAGCUCCAGCUCUUCUUCUGUCAGCUCAUAGCCCUGUUCGUGCACUACAUCAACAUCUAUAAGACGGUCUGGUGGUACCCACCCUCACACCCACCCUCCCACACCUCCCUGAACUUCCACCUGAUCGACUUCAACUUGCUGAUGGUGACCACCAUUGUUCUGGGCCGCCGCUUCAUUGGGUCCAUCGUGAAGGAGGCUUCUCAGAGGGGGAAGGUCUCCCUCUUUCGCUCCAUCCUGCUGUUCCUCACCCGCUUCACCGUUCUCACGGCCACAGGCUGGAGUCUGUGCCGGUCCCUCAUCCACCUCUUCAGGACCUACUCCUUCCUGAACCUCCUGUUCCUCUGCUAUCCGUUUGGGAUGUACAUUCCGUUCCUGCAGCUCAACUAUGAUCUUCGCAAGACAAACCUGUUUAGCCACAUGGCUUCUAUGGGGCCGAGAGAGGCCGUCAGCGGUCUGGCGAGGAGUCGGGACUACUUGCUGACACUGCGGGAGACUUGGAAGCAGCACACGCGACAGCUCUAUGGCCCAGAAGCCAUGCCCACCCAUGCCUGCUGCCUGUCACCCAGCCUCAUCCGCAAUGAAGUCGAGUUCCUCAAAAUGGACUUCAAUUGGCGCAUGAAGGAAGUGCUUGUCAGCUCCAUGCUAAGUGCCUACUAUGUGGCCUUCGUACCUGUUUGGUUUGUGAAGAAUACACAUUACUAUGACAAGCGCUGGUCCUGCGAGCUCUUCCUGCUGGUGUCCAUCAGCACCUCUGUGAUCCUCAUGCAGCACCUGCUUCCUGCCAGCUACUGCGACCUACUACACAAGGCUGCUGCCCACCUGGGCUGCUGGCAGAAGGUGGACCCAGCUCUUUGUUCCAACGUGCUGCAGCACCCGUGGACUGAGGAGUGCAUGUGGCCACAGGGCGUGCUGGUAAAGCACAGCAAGAACGUCUACAAAGCAGUGGGCCACUACAAUGUGGCCAUCCCCUCAGAUGUCUCCCACUUCCGGUUCCACUUCUUUUUCAGCAACCCCCUGAGGAUCCUCAACAUCCUGCUGCUGCUGGAGGGCGCUGUCAUUGUCUACCAGCUGUACUCCUUAAUGUCCUCAGAGAAGUGGCACCAGACCAUCUCUCUGGCCCUCAUCCUCUUCAGCAACUACUACGCCUUCUUCAAGCUGCUCCGGGACCGCCUAGUGUUGGGCAAAGCCUACUCAUACUCUGCCAGCCCCCAGAGGGACCUGGACCACCGGUUCUCCUGAGCCCCAGGGUGGUUCUUGAGACAACAUCCUGGCUUCACCCUGGGGCCUCCUGGCCAAGGGCUUUGGGGGUUGGGUAGGGGGAGGGGGGAAAACAAAACAAAACAAACAAACAAAAAAUCCACCAGAGCUUUGUAUUUUUGUUACGUAAUGUUUCUUUCUUUGAUAAUUGAUGUGAUAAGAAGAAAAAAAGUCUUAUUUUUAUA
This is a messenger RNA of Psammomys obesus (fat sand rat), 1778 nucleotides long. It is a transcript of the gene Tmem39b, whose product is annotated as transmembrane protein 39B. Bases 97 to 1575 code for a protein of 492 amino acids. The record is from RefSeq and is a predicted model, not a curated record. NCBI's taxonomy places the organism in Eukaryota, Metazoa, Chordata, Mammalia, Rodentia, Muridae. Gene Ontology annotation, cellular component: membrane. The transcript is spliced from 9 exons.